Adineta steineri is the source of this 1636-nucleotide messenger RNA. Lineage: Eukaryota; Metazoa; Rotifera; Eurotatoria; Adinetida; Adinetidae. The record is from the annotation of a GenBank genome assembly.
AUGGGUUGGUUGAGAGUGUUUGCAUUAGUUCGACGUUUUUAUUUUAAUUAUAAUUAUGUUGAUUCUAAUUUACCAUAUAUUCAUUCAUUAUUUUUUCGUCGCGUUCAAUUCUCAAUUCGAUUGGUGAUUGCGUUUCUUGUCAGUGGUUUCCUUGCCUAUGGAUCACCAUUGAAAAAUCAGGUCUCACAACUUAUAUUUUUAAUUCCUCUUGCUAGUGUAUUAGUUAUACAAGAUACAGUUGGUUUAACAGUGGCUGCUGCUUUUCAAAUGUUAACCACACUUGUCCCUGUUUCAAUCUUUCUUUUUAUUGUUCAAAAAAUUGGUCUUGGUUAUCACGAUUACCUUGCAGCUGAAAUUAUAUUACUCAUUGUAUCUUUUUUUAUUGGCUUCGUUGGUUCACAGGCUCAAAGUCGUAAAAUACCUUUGGUAAUGUGUGCAGUAUUUUUUGCAACGAUCGUCAAUCAACCGAUUAUUCCGUCAACUCUUAUUUUUCAAAUAUUUGAAGAAUUUGCUAUUGGAAUUUGUGUAUCUGUACUUGUUUCUUUGAUUAUCUUUCCUGCUUUUGUAACGAUGGAUAUUGAAAAUCGUGUUAAUUAUAUUUUAUUAAAUCUUGGAGAAAUGCAUAGAUUAAUAGUUCAAUCAUUCUUACAUCAAGAUCAAAUAGAUGCACAAGUAUUACUUACUCAAGCAUCAACAAUUGAACAAAUGGUUUUUGAAGCUAUGAGUUCACUACAAACAAAACUAGCUUUCGCUCGUUUCGAACCAUCAAGACUUCUUCAACGGAUUUUCAAUUUAAAAAGAAAAAAUAUAAUUGAUUUAACAUUAUCAGAACAAGAAAAUUUGGUCACAUCAUUAUUUCUUUAUGUUCGAUCGAUGCAAUCAAUGGUUAAACAAUGCCAUUUCAAUGAAUAUCACACUGAUUUAACACGAGAUGUCAGAGAGAGUCUUCUAAAUUUAUGUUCAUGUCAAUCAAUAAUAAUAAAUAAUAUAACAAAACAUACAUCGAUAACAAAAGGUGAAUUUAUGUAUUAUGUAUCAGAUCUUUACCAAGCUCAUCAAAAGCUUAGUAAGACAUACAGAGAUACUGGUUUUCAUCGUUUGGAAUAUGCAGUUAUAUCUGGCACAACUAUUAAAUCCGAAGAUUAUCUCGGUCAUUCUUUCUUUCUUUUUCAAAUACAUACUAUUGCAAAACUCUUAAUAUCAGUAACGACAACAGACAAGAAAAAAGUUGUUGAAAAAAAAAGAAAAACAAGUUUAAAAGAACGUCUGAUACCUAAAUGGUCACGAAUAUUGGUAGCAUUGAAAACUACAAUUAUAAUGGGAGUUGGUUCAAUUUUUGUUAUGGUACCGAGUUUAGUAACAACAUUUGAAAAUGGUCAAUGGAUUUUUAUCGCUCUCUGUAUGACACAAGGAGAUACUGUUGGCGGAGCAUUUACAACAAUGCGAAUGAGACUUUUCGGGACUUUACUUGGAGCAAUGUGGUCAUAUAUUACAUAUUUAGCAGUUGGAGAACAGAUUUAUCCAACAUUUGGAAUGUUAGUUCCCUGGAUUCUUUUCUUUGGUUAUAUAAGAUCAUUACCUAAUUGGACUUAUACAGCUCUCGUCGCUAUAUUCACUCCAAUACUAAUUAAUCUCG